Punctularia strigosozonata HHB-11173 SS5 is the source of this 1349-nucleotide messenger RNA. RefSeq names its product acyl-CoA dehydrogenase NM domain-like protein. NCBI's taxonomy places the organism in Eukaryota, Fungi, Basidiomycota, Agaricomycetes, Corticiales, Punctulariaceae. The transcript is spliced from 9 exons. The record is from RefSeq and is a predicted model, not a curated record. Gene Ontology annotation, molecular function: 3-methylbutanoyl-CoA dehydrogenase activity; flavin adenine dinucleotide binding. The coding region runs from base 41 to 1291 and encodes 416 amino acids. Gene Ontology annotation, biological process: L-leucine catabolic process.
CUGGAGCACACCGUCGUCCCCAGAUCGAGGCUGACCGACCAUGCGCCCAUUCUCCUCGCUCAGACUGCUUUCUCGUCGGAAUGUUUCCCUCAACCUUUCUCGAACCGCAGGACAACGUCGACACGCCUCGUUCUACAACACCGACAUCGCUGGGUUGACGGAGGAACAAGAUGAGUUUCGAAAUGCGGUGGAAGAGUUUGCGCAGCGAGAAGUUGCUCCGAGGGCGGCUGACAUUGACCGGAGUAACAACUUCCCCUCGGAUCUCUGGGAGAAAUUAGGAUCCAUGGGACUUCUUGGGGUGACCGUUUCAGAGGAAUACGGAGGCCUUGCCUCAGGAUAUCUCCAGCAUACGCUAGCUAUGGAGUCGCUGUCCCGAGCGUCAGGAUCGGUCGCCCUUUCCUAUGGCGCACAUUCGAACCUUUGUGUCAAUCAGAUACACAGGCACGGUACGAAGGAGCAAAAGGCGAAAUAUCUGCCGGAUCUUGUCAGUGGCAAGAAAGUAGGGGCGUUGGCUAUGAGCGAGCCGGGAAGCGGAAGCGAUGUCGUGAGCAUGAAGCUCAGAGCAGACAAGGUGGAGGGAGGCUGGAGACUUAACGGCAAUAAAUUCUGGAUUACCAAUGGACCUUCUGCGUCAACUCUAGUAGUCUACGCGAAGUCCUCCCCGGAAAAGGCGUCGAAGGGUAUAACGGCCUUCAUUAUUGAAAAGGGGUUCCCAGGGUUCUCUACGCACCAGAAGCUUGACAAAUUCGGAAUGAGGGGCAGUGAUACCUGCGAACUCGUCUUCGAGAAUUGCGAAGUUCCUGACGAGAAUGUCCUUGGUCAAGUUGAUCGCGGCGCGGCUGUUCUCAUGUCAGGACUUGAUCUAGAGCGGCUUGUUCUCAGCGGUGGGCCCCUUGGCCUCAUGCAAUCUGCCUUCGACUAUGCCGUUGAAUACGUCCAUGAACGCAAGCAAUUCGGACAACCGGUAGGCACCUUCCAAUUAAUGCAAGCCAAGAUCGCAGAUAUGUAUACCAAGUUGAAUGCAAGUCGUUCUUAUGUCUAUGCAGUAGCACGUGCAUGUGACAAUGGCAAGAUCAGCCGGAGAGACUGCGCGGGUGCUAUCUUGUACUCGACCGAGAAGGCCGUGGAGGUCGCCUUAGAAGGUAUGCAAUGCCUUGGAGGAAACGGGUACAUCAAUGAUUACCCUAUGGGUCGUAUACUGCGGGAUUCUCGUCUGUAUACUGUCGGCGCCGGGACACAAGAGAUUAGGCGCAUGCUAAUCGGUAGGGAGUUCAACCAAGAGCUGCGAUGAGGUAGCAGAUACUGUACAUUGAAUCACAUAUAUGUGCGAGGGAUAUUAACUGAUGUCU